Molecule: messenger RNA, 543 nt
Organism: Effrenium voratum
Lineage: Eukaryota; Dinophyceae; Suessiales; Symbiodiniaceae
Source: the annotation of a GenBank genome assembly
AAGGCUCCAGCAACUCACGCUGUCCUGUCGACACGCGCACCAUGUCGGCCAGCUGGGCAGCGUUGCCGUGCGUCGCGCCUUGCACCUGGCUCAAAAUAACCAGGCUCUGAUGGCCGUGUCCCUGUGGGUCGCGGACCAGGUGCCUUUGAUGGCCGUCUCCCUGUGGAUCGUCUGUGCAGGUGCCUCUGAUGGCCGUCUCCCUGUGGAUCGCGGACCAGGUGCCUCUGAUGGCCAUCUCCCUGUGGAUCGCGGACCAGGUGCCUCUGAUGGCCGUCUCCCUGUGUGGCUCGCGGACCAGGUGCCUCUGAUGGCCGUCUCCUUGUGGACCGCGGACCAGGAGCUCAAAAGCACAACAUGUGCCUUUUGCACUUUUUGCACUUUUUGCAUUUGUUGUGCUCUGUGCAGGUGCCUCUGAUGGCCGUCUCCCUGUGGAUCGCGGACCAGGCCCAACCGGCGGCCCAUGGGGGCGAUCGACUUGUGGACAAGGGAGCAUGCUGCCGGACGUGGACACUCUGAGGUAUGACGAGAUGACGCCCGCUCAGG